AUGCAAGAAACAAGGAGUCAAAUAGAUACUGUAAGACGUAUAGCAAACAAUGCACGUACGGGAUUGGAUACUUUACGAGAAGCACAAAAUACACUAAAGGAAGCAAAUGAUAUUCUUGGCUCAGUAUCAGACAUGCAUGAAGAUUGGCUUAAAGGUAUUGACAAAUCUUUAAAAAAUCACAGUCAGUCUAUUGCUGACUACAAGAAAAGUAUAGAUUUUUUACAUAGUGCUAUGGACGUACAUGAUGGAAGCAUAAGGAACUUACUUAAUGCUAACAAUAACUUACCAGGAACUAUUAAAGCAUUUAUAAAGUCCUUUGUAAAACCUGGUGCUCUAACAUUUAGGUCUUUGAGAGCAAGAGCAUUGAAGUCAAGAGAUGCAGAAACUCCAACAGAACCUACAGAAGGAACUGAAACAACAGAAACUCCAGAAGAACCACCAAAACCAACAGCUAAUGAAAUAUUGUUCGAAUAUUUUCCAAGGUACUCUGUUCUCAUUGCAUACAUUCAAGAAAUACUUAAGAAAGCAGACUUGACUUUAGGAGAUGAUGAAAGUUCUGUAUAUCUUUCGUUCCAGUUUCAAAUAGCAGAACUUUUGAGACAGAUAUGCUUAAUGUAUGACAACAUCUCUGAUUUCACAAGAUAUGAUGACGACCAUGACCCCGAACACGGUGAAGAAGAAGUUUUACAAACAUCCAUUAAGACAGGAAAGGUUUUAACUCAAAGUCUCAUUAUUGACACCAAAGAUGGCGAAGUGGACGUUCUUCAAGAGCUGA
Molecule: messenger RNA, 775 nt
Organism: Trichomonas vaginalis G3
Lineage: Eukaryota; Parabasalia; Trichomonadida; Trichomonadidae
Product: organellar and viral DNA polymerase type B
Exons: 1
Source: RefSeq, a predicted model, not a curated record